Molecule: messenger RNA, 4378 nt
Organism: Trachemys scripta elegans
Lineage: Eukaryota; Metazoa; Chordata; Testudines; Emydidae
Exons: 5
Coding region: 216-1205 (329 amino acids)
Cellular component (GO): plasma membrane
Source: RefSeq, a predicted model, not a curated record
CUCUCCACUACACAGCCUUGUCCCCUGAAUUCUUCUGUCUCGGGGAAUUGCUCUCUCCGAUUAACAAUCAAGAGACUGCACCAGGCAGGUGUCACGACUCACUUUUUCCUUCAGCUUGUUUGCAUCAGGCCUAAUUUUGUUGGGGGCAGGAGGAGAAAUGUACAGGAUCUCAGCAUCUUUCAAGAGGGUUUCAAGCAGUUUGCAAUGAGGGACCCAUGGGCGAGGCUGCUCUUGGCUUGGAGAAGAGCUCAAGGACUGGUUACAGUUUUGGAUGCGACAUGGCGUGGUUGCCAUUUUCUCUCUACCUUCUGGGGACCAGGCUGUGUGGAGCUGCGUCCAAACAAGACCUGGUUCUAGAUCAGCCGCCAGUUGUCAGAGCCCUCAGAGGGGAGUCGGUGACUCUGCCCUGCUCCUGUGACGUCUGUAACUACCCCGACUUCCACUCCGAGUGGCGUUUCACCAGUGGAAACAGGGGCCCAGGCACCAUCCUGGCCGUGAAGACGGCCCUCAAUUCCAAACACCAGGACCCACCGUACAAGUUUUCUGUGACGCACCAGAGAAACUCGAGAUCUUUGCUGCUCAUUAAAAACCUGCAGAUAAACGACCAGGGAACCUACAUGUGUACAAUGAUUAAAAACGUGCCGCCUCCUACGGUGAUCUUGAAAGGGCCCGGGACGCAGCUUGAAGUCUAUGUUUUGCCCAAAGUCUGGCUCUUUGCUUCUCCCUCGGAAGCAGCUUUUCCCAUGGCCCUAGUGACCUGUGCAGUGAGGGACUUUUAUCCACAAUCUCUCUACGCCACACUGAACGCAACCUGCGGGGUAUACGACGCGCUGGCGGACAAUGCUUCAGCUCUCAUGACUGAUGAUGGGACCUUCAACAUGACCCUACAGGCCUGGGUGAAUGUGACCGACUGCCAGAAUGGGACGGAAGUGACCUGCUUGGUUAGACAGCUCACAGCUGAGACACGCAGGAUUCUCUGGAUACCCAGGGCAAAAAAUAAAGCAGUGCUGUUACCUGUGCCGAUCAUUCUCAUCAGAUUUCUUUUUGGAGGAGCUGUGGUUCUUUGGCUCAUGUUCCUGGUAGGCUGCUUCAUGAAAACAGGCCUGCCCGGACCAGCUGUGGCACUGAGUUCCUUGCACACCACUUCACAGCCAGUUGACCCUCAGGCCGGAGGAGGUGGAGCAGAUGUCCCAGAACUGGAGUAAGCAGCUGCACAGCGGCUCAUGGAGCGGUUCUCUGCACAGCCGCCACUGGGCUACCCCUGCGACUAAUUGGACCUGUGAGAUGGGUUGUGCUCGGACUAUGAGAGCUGAGCCUCAAGAAGCCGGCCAGUUAUUACUUGGAACUAUGGGGUUGGGGACAGGCCAGAUUUUAAAGGUAUUUAGGCACCUGACUCCCAUUGAAAUCAAAUUCCUAAUGCAGUGAUCUGGCUCACUCGAUUUCUUGUAUGUAAAAUAUUUAUCUGCAGGGUUUUCAUGUUUCUUUUGACUUCCCUUUUCGCUAAAGCAAAAGAUCCAUCCAGUUCCGUAUUCCCCAGGCCCCCGAGGGCUGAUGAGUGGAGAAGACUCACCUGCAACGGUGCCCUGCCAGGGUUUAUUUUAAUUUCCCCGAGCCAGAAAUAGGAGCCCAGCGUGUAUUCGGUGUAUUUUAGAGACGGGCCCUCGGACAGGCUGAACCCAGCCCUUGUUGUGGCCCUUGGUCCCUGGCAGGUGGUUUGCACAUAGGUUGGUUCUCCUGUCAGAUGUUAACGGCAAAGCAUUUCAUGCCGUUGUCCCUGUGCUUUGGUGGGUAGCUGGGAAAGCUGCCUGAUGGGGAUUUCCCAGCUUAUUUCUGAGAUGCAAAGUGUGCCGUACUAACGGCCAAAUGCAGGUGGGGGGUAAGAGACCCAGGCAGCUCCCAUGGGAUUGUACCUAUUGCUCCCUGAAUAUUGGCCUGCAAGCUUGGUUAUUGAAUCGCUCUUGCAUUUGGCUAUAUUUGGAGCUGGUAAACGUCUGUGUUCUCUUUGCUUCUGUUGGCAGCAUUUGUUUUGAGUUAAUAAUCCCUUGCCUGGCUCUUCCUUCCGAGGGUCUCACAGAACUUUACAAACACAAAUUUGAUUUCCCUACGUGCCGGUGAGCCACAGAUGGGGACACUGAGGCAGUGCUCUUCGGUGUUGGAUGGUUUGUAGGACACCUGAACUUGAUGAGCAGCAAGGGACGUCAUCACUAACACAAAGGACUAUUGGCCAUCUUCCGGCAGAAGGUAGCCCAGCCAAGCGCAAGCCAGUAUGAGGCAGUGAGAGUGUCUGAGUGGGAUGCUAAAAUGGGGGAGCUGCCAUCUUUCUAACUAGACUCAAAGAGCUGCAGUGAACCAGAGGGCUGUUAACGCAGUGGUCCACGGAGAUAGAGAAUGAGCAGAGAAUGCUCCCUCUGAACGCCGACGUGCAAGGUCUAUGUGACGACUGGAACAUCCAGGCGAAUCCAGCCUGGUUCCUGGUUAUACCCAAAGAGGAGACCUUGAGGGUGUCACCAGGCCUAUUGAAGGAGGAUUGAACCAAGACAAGGGAAAAGAGCAUGCAGGGCUUGAGCCCCCAGGUGGACUGCCAUUAACGUCUCAAGAGAAAAUCUCAUGAGAGCAAAUCUUAGGACAAACUAAGUCAUUGCACCGUAAUGGUGCAGAGAUCCACCCGGCACAGCUGGGAAAGGGCACCAGAGAGCUGGUUCCAGAUUCCUGAGGCUGGGGCACAAUCUGUGCAGGCCCCGGCAUGGGUUAGAGCUGCCUAGGGGUUGCUCAGACUUCUGAAGUCCCGGGAGACACGCGGAGUUACACCGAGCUGAAAAUCUGGCCUCCUGUUGUCCUUCCUUUGCCUAAAAUGGGGCUGAAUUCAUCCGGUGGUUGCAAUGGCUGUUCUGCCGCUAGCCAGACACACUCCAGGAUCUGUAAGCCCCCGUCCCAUGCUAAUUCAGGAUCAUGUUUCGAACCGGCUCAGUCCGCUCUUGUGCACUAAAAACUAGUGCGGUUCUAAGGCUGUGGCUACACUACGCGGCUUUGAGCGGCACGACGCUGCAACGGUAACACUUCCACUAGGCCACUGGAUGUGACAGUUCUUCCUCUUCCAGCGAUAGCCCCGGUCAUGGGCAAUCUUGUCACCGAACAACACGGAGAACAGCCAUGUGUGGCUGUGGCAUUUAAUAUCGCUUGGCAAUUUGGCUGAAAUACGGUAUCGCCAUGACGCAAAAGCAGUCAAGCCUCCAAAUCGUCCACAGGUAGCCAAAUGUAGUAGACGCUUGCCCACACCGGCCUGUCCAUUACAUUGUGCACUUCAUACUAUUCCAGGGUCAGUAAUUGCCAGCAGGAAAAUUCAAACGUAUCAACACUCAGUACAGUACAACAUUUGCACUAUGACAAGCCUGCAGAAAUCAGUUGUAAAUUGGAACCCACAGUACGGGAUGCAGUUGAUCGAAUAGAAGAUAUGACCUCAUAUUCCCAUGUAGUUAGGGGAAACCAGAAUUAUACCUUGGAUUAGUCCAACCAGGCCGCAGGUUUUCUUUUGUGAUGAUGACAAAUCUGGACCGGGGAUGGGAGAUCAAUUUUCACUAGAGAUCAUAUUGCGUGAUUGGAUCAAGGCGACCUGAGAGACUGGAAUGUGUGGUCCAAAUCAAUUCCACCUGACCAAGAAUGGACAAAGCAGAGCAGAAACCAGAGACGGAUGGCAAGAACCAGGAAGAAUGAACCCCUGUGGAACAUGAGCCAAAAUGCUACCUGGAAACCGUUGCCAGGCUCAUAACAGGAGUGGGGAAGAUGAAUCCCCGUUGUUAUGGAGUCAUCACAGACGAAUUACCUCAGCCAUUUGGUUCUGCGUGUGUGAACUCCAUCACACGCUACUCUGAGUUAUUUAUAGACGGCGGCUGGAUUGGGGGAUUUCUCCCUUGCCCCUCUGCACUGAUUCUAAAGGAGACAGUCAUGAAAUGAGAACUGAAGCCAGGUCUACACUACAGACCUACCUCGGUAUAACUAAGUCACUCAGGGGUGUGAAAAAUCCAUACCCCCGAGCGACAUAGUAAUACCAACCUAACCCAUGGUGUGGACAGCGUUGUCAAUGGGACACAGCUACCGCCUUUCGGGGAGGUGGAUUAACGAUGUUGACGGGACAGCCCUCUCCCAUUGGCGUAGGAGCAUCUUCAGUACAGCGAACCGGCGGCACCACUGGAUCGGUGCAGAGUGGUUUUAGUGUAGACCUGCCCUGAGGAGAAUUCCUGUUUUGUUCCAAGCGCCACCCGCUGAUCAAGAAAUAGAACUGAAAAUAUUUCCACUAAUCUAACCCAAAAAGAAGUAUUUCUUCACACAACGCACAGUCAAACUUUGGAACUCCUUGCCAGAGGAUGUUGUGAAGGCCAAG